Rhipicephalus microplus (southern cattle tick) is the source of this 8194-nucleotide messenger RNA. Its product is annotated as cubilin. The record is from RefSeq and is a predicted model, not a curated record. Gene Ontology annotation, molecular function: serine-type endopeptidase activity. Lineage: Eukaryota; Metazoa; Arthropoda; Arachnida; Ixodida; Ixodidae.
AUGGUGGCUCCCAGUGCUCACAAGCGGACGCUGUCGUUACUUGUGUUUGUCUUAAUCCGAUUGUGCAUGUGCGUGGCGGACGAUGAGUCCAGCGGUAAGACUGUGCCAAUGCUGGCCGAGACCACGACCAUGUUCCUCGGCUCGACGACGUUCGAAAUCACCGAGAUGACUGUAGGGGAAGUGCCAACAACAGGGAGCACGGCCAACGAUGUCACGACUACGGCAACGUCGACGACGAUAGAGCCCAGCUCCACCGCUGCCCACAUUACAGAGGCGUCGGCGGAAGAGGUCACCGAAGGGAGCACAUCCACAGAGGUAGUCAGCAGCUCCUCUUCCGGAACGCCGGCGCCUUCGACGCUGCCGGACGAUAGGUCGUCGCAAAUGACAACUCCCCAGUCGACACGGAGGGCAACCCUACAAGUGAGCCUGGGAGACACCGACCCACCUGGGCUACUUCUUCCAUUUCCACUGCCGCCACCAAAUCGAACCGAACCGUGGUUCAAGAAUCAAGCUGACAGCCGGCUCGUGCACCAGGGUGUGUGCGAUUACUGCCUGUUCGAUGGCGAGGGCAAUUUCACCAGCUACGGCUACCCCCUGGACUACCCUCCAUUGCUGGAGUGCACCUACCGCGUCAAGCGGGUGGGUGGUGCCUGCUCGCUUCGGGUGCAUUUCCACGACUUUGACUUGGAAGAGUCGCCCGAUUGCCGCAACGACUAUCUGGCCGUCGCCGACAAGCGGUUCUGUGGACGGCGCCGCUACCGUGGCCACACAGAAAUUGUGGAAUUUCCGAAGGACAGAGACGAGGUGACCUUCCAUCUGCACACCAAUCCACUCGUGUCCGGCAAGGGGUUCUGGAUCGAGGUUACCCGGCGGCCGGGGUUUUGUGACACACGCAAGAACGUCGUGGGUCCGUGCGAGGAGCGCCACUCUCAGGAGGAGUUUCAGCUCUGGAGUCCGGGAUUCCCGGAGCCGUACGCGACGAACCAGAAAUGUUGGUACUACAUCCGUCGAGCCACGGACUCCGUUUGUGGUCUCGAGCUCACGUUUCAGCACUUCGAGCUGGAGCAGAGCGAUGGCUGCGUCUACGACUACCUGGACGUGGACGGACAGAAGCUGUGCGGAUCCAUAACACCCGGCGCAGUCCGAGUAUUUAUGUUUAACCGGGAUCAACUACUGAUGCACUUCAGCAGUGACAGCCAGAACAACAAGCGUGGCUUUCACAUUAAGGCCCGACAAAUCACCACCUGCUACCCAGGAAGUGUGCUUCCUCCUCCACCACUGUGCGACAUGUGCACGGACCGCCUGAGCGACGACAUCACCAGCUACGGCUUCCCAACCGCAUACCGGGGCAACAUGCUGUGCCGCGUGACCAUCAGCCGGCCCUCGGACGCCUUCUGCGCGGUCGAGAUGCACUUUCGCGAGUUUGACGUGGAGAAGUCCUCGCGCUGCGACCGGGACUUUCUGCAGAUCGACAGGGACCGUUACUGCGGCACCAUGCUCAAAGGACAGCGCAAGCGUAUGGUGUACGACACGGAGGGCAACGCCGUGAUGGUGUUCAAGACUGACGAGUCUGUGUCCGGCAAGGGCUUCCAUGUGCGCUUUCACCAGGUUCCGUGCGGAGCUGCGCACCGAGACCCUUCUCCUGAAGUGCUUCGUUGCGUUCAGCGCUUCGACAGGCAACGCGAGUUCUACGUCCAGAGUCCUAACUAUCCAUCGCACUACUUAGACAACCAAGACUGUCGGUAUGUGAUCACAAAGGCCGGGGAGGACGUUUGCCACCUAGAGCUCGUGUUUGCUUCCUUCGACAUCGAGUCGUCACCAGGAUGCCAAUACGACUAUCUCGAGUUCGGUGGGCAGCGACACUGCGGUUCCCUGCCUGCAGACCAUUCAUACGUGAUCCCUUUCCUGGGCAGUGACAUGGUACUUCACUUUCACUCGAACGUAGCCACGACUCGACGUGGUUUCUCAGUGCGGGCCCGCCAGAUCAAGUGUGCGUUGGGAACAUCGCCAGCGCCCUCACCUCCAUCGCAGCUGCCGGGGCCACCAGGCUCCUCGCAUCUGGACUACGGCGCUGAAGACGGCAAGUCACAAGGCGUUACUGUCACGACCUCAACGCCCGUGCGCAUCUCGACGCCGUACAAACCAGGUUCUGUCAGCAGCACGACCGGCCAGCCAUACAUCACGCGUCGAUCCUGUGACGUCUACAUGGAUAAGAUGGAGUUCGAGCUGGAAAGUGCCAACUACCCUGGUGACUACGAAGACGGCACAGACUGCGUGUACACAGUUCGGCGUGCUCACGGCAACAUCUGCCAGAUGGAGGUCACUUUCCUGGACUUCCAGCUUCGGCCUUCAGACUCAUGCCACGGUGACUACCUGGCGAUCGAUGGCACACGCGUUUGCGGAACCGUCGUGCCAGGAACAGUCCGUGUGAUGGACUUCCGGGAGCCGCAGAAGGUGAUGCGCUUCCACACGGAUGACUCGCAGAGUGACCGCGGUUUUCAUAUCGCCGUGCGGCAGAACGAGUGCGACGACCCAGUCUCAACAUCUGGAGUUCGAGGCGGUCAGGCAGGAGACGAAGACGCUGAAUGCGAUGAGAUCAUCCACAAGCCCGAAUCCAUGCUUCUCAGUGCAAACUACCCAGGAAACUACGGGAACAACCUCGACUGCAGAUACACGGUUCGUAAGAUGAGCUCGUCAGUGUGCCGCCUCGAGAUGAACUUCGAGCGCUUCGACGUGGAAUCCAGCACCGACUGCGAGUACGACUAUUUGGACAUCGACGGACAGCGCCUGUGCGGGAUUUUUUCCCGCAACACAACGGGUAUGUACGACUUCGAAGAGAACGAAAAGCAGCUGCAUUUUCACUCGGACGCGGCAAACUCCCGUCCGGGCUUCCAAAUUCGGCUGCGCCAAGUUGAGUGUGUCAACGAGGACGAUGCGCAGUCGCCGCGGCCGCCGCCCUUCAGGCCCCUGCAAAGCGGCUUCACCACAUCAACACUGGGCGUCGGAGGCCAACAACCGGACCAGCACAAGUGCGACAAGAUUCUCACAAACAGGCUCUUCGAUGUGCGCAGCCCGAACUACCCGGGAGGCUACCCGCCUCACUUGGACUGCAAGUACAUCGUGUUUCAGGCUUCGCGUGACAUCUGCAGUGUGGAGUUCACCUUUAUCGACUUCGACGUAGACAAAAACAACGAGUGUUUCUCGGACUUUCUCGAGAUAGACGGGGAGCGCGUCUGUGGUGUCCUUCCACCGGGAUCAAAGAGACUGGUGCAUUUCAGCAGCUCACAGAUGGUGUUCCGCUUCCGGUCAGACCGAAGUGGAAGUCGGCCUGGUUUCCACCUAAAGGCCCGCCAAGUUGAGUGUGGCUCCCGGCUACCGCCGGUCACGGGACUUGAGAAAGCUCCGGCCCUGGGAUUACCAUGCAUGUACGAGUUUUGUGACCAGAGUGGCGUAUUUUACAGUCAAGGAUUUCCGGGCCCUUACCCAAACCAGAUGUCCUGCACUUACCGCGUGAUUGCGGCGGCUCCCGACAGAUGCAGGGUGGAGUUGUCAUUCAUCCAGUUCAACCUGAACUCAAACAACCGACCUGAUGGCCAGUGUGGUGCUGACUUCAUGGAGAUCAAUGGCGUCCGUUACUGCAACCGGCAGCUGGAGGGCCAGAUACGCAUCCUGGACUUCAAGGGGCCCCGGCGUAGCGUGACGAUGCAUUUCAUAUCGAAUGAUCAUGACGCCGGGAAAGGAUUCCUCGGCUUCUACAAACAACUGUCCUGUCCGAUGAGGGAAGUAGGUGAUGCCCGGCCUUUUUCAUCCCUGGGUGGUAGACCGCCGGAGCUCUAUCAUCCGAAGCCUUAUCCGCAUCAGGCUGAUUCUCUAGACGUCGCGACGAAACGGCAGCACCAGCCACUCAGCUGCGACCGACUGUACGCUCUCGAAGAGUUCGAGCUGGAGAGCCCCGGCUACCCUGGUCCCUACCGGCCGGGCCUCGACUGCCGGUACUUCAUUCGGCGACACAGCGAAGUCGUCUGCGCGCUGCUCGUCACCUUUGAUGCCUUCGACCUGGAGUACACCCCCGGCUGCCACAACGACUACUUGGAGUUGGCCGGCCACAAAAUAUGCGGAACAGUGCCUGCCGGAAAAACCAAGCAAGUGCCACUGCGAGACUUUCAAACCACAUUCAGGUUCCACUCCAAUGAAGCAGUGGAAAACCGAGGAUUCAUGCUCCGCGUGCGCCAGGUGGCCUGUGGAGAUGACGGUAGCGGUGGUUCACUCUAUGACAGGGGCUCCUCCCCGCCCCAAUACCCACACCACCCAACACUUGGAGUGGGAGGCCCGACGUCUGCAGGCGAGCAUCCACUGGGGACAGCCUUGUUUGCACCAUCCGGGGAUCCGACAUUCUACCCACCCUCUAGAGGCCUUUCAGGUGGUGUGGCCGCGCCACCUCUGGGAGCCCCCGCACUCGGCGGUGCUCCGGUGGGCCCUCCGUCAUACCCGAUCCUUCCUCCGGCUUCACCAUCCGGAGGUGGCCUAGCCCGAGCACAGUGUGACCGAGCCCUGAACGAGCCUUACUUUGAGCUGCGCAGUGCGGAUCUGGGGUCGGGAAACCUCGACUGCAGGUUUAUCGUGCGUCGCCGGGGCCCCGACCAAUGCCGUCUUGAGUUGCUGUUUGUGCGCUUUGACGUUGAUUGCAACCAGGACCAGUUUCGUGUGCAAGACGUUCAGAUAUGCGGCCGGCUGGAUCAUUAUUCAACGCGUACCUAUGACUUCGACGGACCUGAGUUGUACCUCUACUACCACACCCGAUCAGGAGGCCGCGCAUCAGACUUUCUCAUCAAGGGCCGUCAAAAAGGAUGCGCGGAGGCCGGAAGCGCAAUGCCGCCUGCUUCUCAGCCGGGUGGGUCUCUCGGUCCACCCGUACCUGGGCACGAUGGCAGUCACCCUCGUCACCAUGGAUCGCCAUCUUACCUACCACCUGCACCGCCCAUCAGUUACCAGCCACCUCCACCACCGCCUGGGGGCUCGGGUCGGGACCCGCAUGCCCUACCACCCCGUUAUCACCCUCAGCCGCCUUCCCACUCAGUUGGUGGCACUGGCGGCUAUUCACCGUCGGUGCACUACCCGCCACCUUCUUCGCACAUGCUUCGUGGUAGCGGACCACCGCCACCCAGUGGACACUACGGGCCGCCGUCUCACUACCCUCCGCCGGCGCCACCAUCUCACUACUCGCCACCCGCGCCUUAUUAUCCACCCUCACCGCACGGUGGACCUCCUGAACCUCGAGGUGGAUAUCGGCCCGACCAUCAAGGUGGCGGGGUGCAUAUCGGAUAUCCCCCUUCGCACCAUAGACCACCAGUCGAUCGGCCACCGCACGGACCUUCACCGCCUGGUAUGCCUUGGGCACCACCAUCGUCCGGAAGGCCCGAGUGGAGCUCUCGAGACAGCGGCCCCGCUUCUCGGCCAGCUGGCUACCCAUCACCGCACUCGCCACACGGCGGAACUCCCGGGUCGGCAGCGGGAGGGGCACCGCCCUACCCUCGUCCGGGUCCGGGCCAGGGUCCCGCCAGGCCUGCCACCGACUGCGACCAGACGUUCACGGCGCUCGAGAUGACGGUGCAGAGUCCCAACUUUCCGGGUCCUUAUCCGGCGCGCACCAUCUGCCGCUACGUGGUUCGCCGCUAUGACAGCGCCACGUGUGCCCUCGAGGUGCUCUUCACCCGCUUCGACAUGGAGCACAACCCCGACUGCCAGUACGAACACCUAGAGGUGGACGGUCGCAAGCUGUGCGGCACGCUACCCGAGAACAGCGUCCAGAAGUUUUCCUUCUACCAACCAGAAACCGAGAAAGUGCUGGUGUUCCGCUCUGACCAGGGCAGCCCUCGCCAGGGCUUCUCUAUCCGCAUCCGUCAGGUCACCGACUGCGCCGGUGCUUUCUCCUGGAUGCCCGGACAGGACAAAGUGCCCCCCGUGCCGCCGAAUCCGUUGUGCGACUACUGCCAGAGGGAGCCCCGUGGUCAGCUCUCCAGUCCCAACUACCCGCAGCCCUACGGCCCCAAUGCGCGCUGCACGUACCGUUUGGAGCCCGUGCCGGGCCAUUGCCAUGUGGAGAUGUACUUCCACCACUUCGACGUCGAGAGCUCGCCGGGAUGCAUGAAAGAUUACCUCGAGGUGGACAAGACCCAGCGCCACUGCGGCAACGACCUCAACAAGGCAAUCCGCAAGUUCCCCUUUCCAGAUGGUCCUUCGCCCGAGAUUCGGAUUCUGUUCAUGACGGACGGUUACAGUGGCGGCAAAGGUUUCCACCUCGAGUACCGGCAGCUGCCGUGCAAGUCUGCUCAACCUCCCUCCGCGAACGGUGACGGAGGUGCCAGUGCCCAGGGCUCCAGUCCGAGCAGCGGAGAGGCUGGCAAUGGUGGUCCCAUGGGCAGCUCUGCCAUGGCUAGUUCGGACCGCAAGCUGCUUUGGGUCAAGGGUUUCCGCGACAAGCCUGGCAUUGUCACGGCUAGCAUAUUUGUCGAGAACCGCGGCAAUGUGACGGCGAACAACAAGUUCCACCGAGACCACAAGAAGGCUUCCUGAAACACGGGAGCCUAAAAACCUCUCCACACGCACCUCUUGCAGCGCGCGUGGAAUUUCGACGCUGCGCCACGCCUUCUCCCUUAAAAGAGAGUGGGCGUGCAGCCUUGCGUAUGGCCACGCGCCCCCCUCUCUCUCUGAGGAGGCACCGCGUCCAAAUUCCACGGGCACUGCAACAGAUGCGUGUGGCCUUCCGGAACGCGAGAUUCAAUCAACGCAAAUGCGGCUGGCCCACGAUUGUGGUCUGGUAUCGACUCGCUGAGUGUCUCCCUGUUCCUCCAUACGGAUUCAAAACAGGACACGGUGCCGAUAGGCUACAUAAGGACGUGUAAUUCAGUCCGCUAUUUUUGCUAGCAUUCUUGUUAAGAUAUUUUUAUAGCCUACAGUUUCAUAGCCUCCGCAGAGUCAUGCAGCUUAAAUAGGCUGCUUAGACGCACUUAGUUCUCGUGUUUGGGUUUUAUCCAUGUUUCGCCGUAGCUCUAAUCAAGCUUCUCUCAGUCCACCUCAUAUUUAACAUAUCGAACAAACGACACGACUUUUUCCUAAAAGUCUGACAGGGGAAGUAUCUUCACGUGAUUGCUGAGAUCUAAAACAAGAUCUAGCGUACACGUGCACACGCAAUUCGUUGUUCAUUUUAGUAUAUCUUUGUAUAUAAAGCAAUGAACUUUUUCAAAGCAGGGCCAUGUUGUACUUGCAUUCAUAAGACUCUGCGUGGGGUGGAUAAUAUCUCGCAAUAUUUACGUUCGCUCUGCUCUGAAAACACAAAAUUUGCAUAAAAUUCCAGCUUUUGAUAUGUUGGUGUUUCAUUCCACCAACUGCCAUUCAUAAACGUUUAAAAGUAGAAAAGACUCACUAGCUUUGCUCAUUUUGAAAACAACAGGUUAUAUCUCCGUCAUGUCAUGCAGCUUUCCAGUGACUGUCGUACCGGGAUUUAUAUGAAGAUUUUGUCUACUUUGUGUGAUCUAGUGAUAUGUGCAGACAGCAUUUCUGGGGUCACAUGCCUCAACUAUUUUCUUCUUAUCUUGUGUCGUCGAGACGUUAAUAUUCUGUCACGUCAAAUACUUCGGAAAAAGUAUGUUUGCAAGCCCGUGAAACAGUUGGCCUUACUGGUUGGUACAUAGUGGGCUCAGAUUUCAUACGUGUUGCUGCGCACACACGGUGCCUUCAGCUUAAGGACAUAGGUGAAAGCUGUUUACACAACCUACAGAUGGUGACUGCACGUCGACAGAGCUACUGCGUUUAUGUCACACACGCAACGCAUUCUUCGUUCCUCUCACGUUACUGGCUACGCUUGGCGUCGUAAUCAUAAAUAUUCGGGUCACUUGCAUGUUUUGCCGCAAUGGCUAACCUGCUCUGUUAUUGGUAUGGACACUAUUGGUAUUUAGAAAUGUUCUCAGACGAUUUCGAUGCUAUUUGUGGCGUUUUUCUGCAUAGGGACAGUGAAUGUUAUUGAUGAAUUGUUUUGUACGCCUAAACAUUCAUUGCGUUGAUCAGAGGCCUAUUGACACUUGCGAUAACAUCAAGGUAUAUGUACACUUGUCGAGUAAGUUCCAUAGAAGCCCUUGUAUCCAGUAGUUGACGGCUCGUUGCCACCGUCAACGUAUAGGUAUGGAGGGGACAACUA